This is a messenger RNA of Durusdinium trenchii, 4731 nucleotides long. Lineage: Eukaryota; Dinophyceae; Suessiales; Symbiodiniaceae. The record is from the annotation of a GenBank genome assembly.
CGCAACAUGUAUUUUCAACCACGCCCGAGCGCCAUGAAUUACUGCCGAUGCAAUAUCCUUCUGGAGCACAGGCGUGACAUACUUUCCACAAAUCGCCGAUGCUUUCAGACGACGCGGAUCUGUGCGAUGAGGUCCUCCAUACUGUUGCCCGCGCCUUCCGCGCAUGGCAGCAAGCGCUGGUGCAGGCGAAGAAGAUACGCCUGGAGUCAGCAGAGCCACAAGAGCCACAAGCGCCGCGAGCAGAGCCACGAGCAUCAGUGGCCAAACUCCUUGGCAGUGAAGGCUAUCGGCAGCUCGGUGUCGGGCGUCGAAGCUUUCGAAGUCCACGCUUAUCGCAGGAGGCUCCGGUGGAAGCUGAAGUCGGCAGAACUACAGAAAUUGAGUCCUCUCCACAAGCUGAGCAGAUCGAAGCUGCUUCGUCAACGUACGAGGCUGUCCCAGACAAGCACGCACAACCAUCUUUGGAUAUCCAACCAGAGGAGGUAGCGCCGAAAGCUCGCCCGCCAGAUGCCGAAGAUCCGGGCCCAGAGCAAGCUGUGCUCCCCAACGAAGCGUCACAGUUCAGCUCUUUGGAGCCACAUGAAGAUCAUGGAGCGGCCCCAGCAUCUCCAGAGACUCCAUCUCCGUCCUCUCCCGUCUUUGCUGUCAUUGAGGACUCGCCAAAACGGAGACCUGGACCCACUAUGUCGGACGACUGCAGCUGGUAUGUGCUAGGAGGAGAGGAGCCACCUCUUCGGGCUUCUGACGGAGCACUUCUGCUGGCCGAAACCCGCUUGCGGCAAGGACAACGCAAAUUGGUGGCAUUGUGUUUGACAGCUUGGAGAGAAGGCCUUGGCUUUGCUACAUGCACUUCCUUAUGGGAAGAUGACGAGGAAGACAUGCAACGCUGGCACUUGCGUGGCCUUGAGCUGCGGCUGGAAGAGAGCCAAAGCCUACGUGAGAAGGAGCAGAAAGAAAGUGCCAAGGCAGAAGCGACCCUCAAGGAGCGCCUGAACAGUGAGUUCCAAGCAGAGCUUCAGUCCCAGGCAGUCGAAGCCGAGCGUCAUAGACAGAUGAUGGAGGCAGGCUUUCUGGAGAGACUUCUGGGCGCCGAGCGAGAGAGAGAUAAUUUGCAGGCCCAGAUCAACUACGCAGUGUACGAUGCUCAAAGGGAGAAAGACCUCAUGGAGGCACGCCUGCGUGGAGAACUGGAUGAUGCACACCACCAACAAGAAGUCCAGCAGGCCAAGACCUUCGCCAUCGAACAGGAUGCUCAACGGAUGCGGGAAAUUGAUCAGGCAAAGCUUUCUGCAGUGCUUCAUGACGAGCUGAGACUGAGAGAUGUCCGCGAGGCAAAGAUGGUCGAGGAUGUCCGAAGGCAGCAGGCGGCUGCUCAGCAGAGCAAUGCAGCGCUGGGAGAUCAGCUCCGGCAUGAACGCGCAGAACGGGAGGAGGAAAAACGCCGCUUUGCAGUCUUGCAGCAACAGCUUGAUGCUGCUAAGGCUGAGCUGGUGAAGGAGCAUGCCAGAGCUUUUGACCUGAAGGCUGCACUUGACAACCUGAAGACCGUGCAGGAGUUGCGAGAUGCGGAAGAGAAGAGCCGGAUGGAAGCGGAGGCAGAAAGUCAGAUCAGGCUCCGGAGAAAGUUCUGGAGCAGGCUCCGGGAGAAAGUUCUGGAGCAGGAAAGCCGGCAAGCCUUGCUGCAACAUGUGCAAGAGGUGGAAGAUCAUCGUGCUAGGCUGCAGGCGGAGGUGGAUGAAAUGCAGGCUGGCUACAUUAGCCUGAAGGCUGAAGCUGCUGCAGAGCAAUCCAAAGCCAAGAUUGCUAAGCAGACAUUGAAGGAGCGAGAUGUUCGCGUUGCGCAAUUGCUAGAGGAGAUUCAGAAGCAUCGAUCGCAACAAAAUCUUUUGAAAGACGAGGCUGCAGAGCUUGCUGACCAUCGUGCCUGGCUUGGGGAGGAUCAGCGGUGGCUCCUAACCUUGGAAACUCGAUUGAAGGAGGAGCAGAAAAAGGCUUCUGAGCUCGAAGACCAGCUGCUGAAGGAAAGGGUUAGGUGCGCUCGACGAUUGGAAGACAUGUCCGAAGAGAUUCUGCAAGAGAAGGCCAAAAGGCUUGAGCUACAGAAGCCAGGGCCACCAGAAAGAGAACGCCAGCAGAAGGAGGCAAAGUUUUUGGCAGAGCUCAACGAGUCCAAAAGACAGACACGUGCUUUUGAGCGGGGCUGGAAACAGGCCGUGCUUGAUGCCAAAGAUCUGGAGACACUGCUUGAGAAGGAGCGCCAGCAGCGAAAACUCCUCAGUGACUUCGUAGAGGACUUGGAGAGACGGUGCUUUUCUGUUCACAAGGACUUGCGUCUUGAACAUUUGCCAGAAAUGUUGGCAGACGAGCGGCAGCACUUGGCGCAGAUGACCCAAACGGCCCUGAACUUCGAAGAUCGGUGUGAAAAACUGCAGAAGGUUGUCUCCGACCUUCAAAUCUACACGGAGAAGCUCAGCAUUGAAAGUGCCAAUGGAGCUGUGGCUGCGCGGCGGGCCAGUGACCUUGAAGAGAAGUACAAUGAACUGUCUCUCCACGCGGAUUUCCUGGAGCAAGAACUACGUCGGAACAAGAAGACAGUGGUGAUUCUGGAUGACAGUUGUGCAGGCUUAGAGCAGAAGCUGGCAAAUCAGAGAGACAAUGCAGUCGAAGUGCUUGCUGGCCGCUCCAAGGCAAGACUUCGUUGUGUGGGGCUUCGCUGCCUUUCCGCUUGGCGUCAAUGGCUCAUCAUGGAACAGGCGCAGAAGUGGAGGGAGGCUGAGGCGACGAAGAUUCUGGAAGCGUCAGAUGCAUACGCCUUGCGCCUGCAAGGCCGAACAUCAAACGCUCUUCACAACGUUGGGACUGCUCUUUUUCACCAGCAAUGGCAGACUUUAAUGGUACAUGUAUUCUUGUCGUGGCGUUUGCAUUGCAAAGUUGAGACCUCCGAUGACUGGCGUCGUCACCAGGAACAGAUCACCAGCACUGGGAGAGACCAGGUGCUUAAGAAUCUCUUGGAGACUGCCUUACAAGAGAGCGCCCUUUUGGACGAUGACGAGGAGGAACCGAGCAGCACAAUGGCUUUGCAGAUACCGAGCAGCCCUCUUGGUCCGAGCGGACCAACCCGUAGCGAUCCUAGUGGCCCUGGCGCUAGUGUGCCCAGCGAGAAGGCUGUUUCUAAAGCAGAGCGGGUGGCGGAAGCUGUCGCAGAGAAAAUGCACAGGCAGCUCUGCGAGGAAUUGCUCAAGGAAACCUUUUCUAUUUGGCACCAGGAUUAUCAAUCUGAGGCUGCGAAGAAAAAAGAAGAGCUAGAACGAAUUGCGAAGAAGAACUACGAAGAGGAGAAGCAAAGGCUGCAGGCAGAGAAAGAAGCUGAGGCUGCCAAAGCUAGAGAGGCAAGGGAGGCACACGAAGCAGAGAUCCACGUUCACCAGGAGGCUUGGGAGCAAAGCCCAGAGGAGCCUGUGGAUAUGCAGAGACUGCGUGAGGCCGAACGUGAGGCACUGCAACGACAGCAGCAGCUGGCUGCAGCAGAACGCGAGGCAUUGGUGGAGCAGAUCAAAGCAGCGCGCCGACAGCAGUCCUUCGAGAUGGAAAUUCUUAAAGAGCAGGUCGCUCGCGCGGAAGAUGCGAGGCGCUCACAGCAAGAAGAGCUGGAGCGGCUAAAGGAAGAGGUGACAAAGGGCUCUGUGUACCAGGAAAUCUUGCAGCAUUUCAAGAUUACUCCAGUGGUGACACGGAUUUUCACAACCGUGGAGGCAUCUCAAGGGGUCCUUGACAGCACAGUUGGUCCCCAGACAGUGGUGGGCGCCCCCAGCCAGGUCUCCGCAAAGACUGUUGCAACACGGAGUGUUUCCGUGGAGGCCGUCCCUGCGAUCCCAAGACAUCAAGCCAGCAUUAGGCCAAAUUUGUGCGGCAUGGAGCUGGGCAGAAAACAGGCUGAAUUGUUGGAGCGCAUGCUCAUGAAGGCUGUUCUUCAGGGCUGGCAGUCGAUACUUGGUGGAUACAGGCCUUUUGAACCUCGUGUGCGAGAUGUACCCUGGCAGACUCCUCCAGAGGAACCCCUGCUGGCACGGCCGCGAGGACAGAAUUGGGCGAUGGCUGCUGAGUUGGCGACGCAAGGCUUGGACAAAUGGUCGGAAUCAAGCCAUGAUUCCCUGACUGCAGCGGAUCUCUACGAAGCCUGUGCUCGUGCCCAUGCCACCUUUGCCAGCUGGGCUGUCAGCUCUAGCCGACGGCAGAUGUCAACAAGUCCGGUGGUGGCCGCCUCCGCAGAAGAGGAGGCUGCAGAGCAAGCAGUUCAGCGCGCGCACGAGAGCAUCUCCAAAGAUGUUAUGGAGGAGCUAGAGCAAGCUGCCAUGCAGCCCGCCUCCUCUUGGCCGCCACCUUUGCUGCCUCCACGACCUAUUCUUCCAGGUGACAGAGGUUGGGAUGAUCGUGUCAGACUGGCCUCAGGCCCAAAACGACGGCUGUUUGGGCCAGAAGACGACCACACCACGGAGGAGGUCCUGGUGGUCCAGAGCGAUGGCUAUUUAACAAGCUUCCAUCCAGUACCCAGAGAAAGCCAAGGUGUUCAGAAACCUUCGAAAGACUUGUUGGAUACAGAGGACUAAGAGCGACCGGUCUGAGGACGACGAAACAAAUGACCCAAACGGGUGCAUUUUGUACAUAGACAUAGCAUGACCUGGCUGUUGCACGGGGCCUGCCCUUCCUGUCUUCUUUCUGUUUCUUUGGAAC